This is a messenger RNA of Microthlaspi erraticum, 927 nucleotides long. The record is from the annotation of a GenBank genome assembly. NCBI's taxonomy places the organism in Eukaryota, Viridiplantae, Streptophyta, Magnoliopsida, Brassicales, Brassicaceae.
AUGCCACGGAAAAAGGCAGCUGGUGGAGUUCAUGAUGACAACUCUUAUCCGUUCUCCAAGCUUCAGCGGUACACCGCAACACCCAUCUUCUGUACCCAAACACCUACCUUUAGUACCCAAACACCCACCUUUAGUACCCAAACCAGCUCCAUAUCUGAUGAUGAUGGUGAUCGUGUUGAUGAGACCUCACCAGGGACUAUCCAUGAAGCGAGAACAAGAUGGUCACAAGCUGAAGAUGCUGCGCUGGUGAGCGCUUGGUUAAACACGAGCAAAGAUGGCACCACUGCCAAUGAGCAGAAAGCUGGCGCCUUCUGGAAACGAGUAACAAGGUUUUACUCUGCAUGCUCUUCGGUGAAAGACCUUCCUCCACGUGGAUCCAAUAAUUGCAAGCAGAGGUGGGCUAAAAUAAAUGAAGGGGUCCAGAAGUUUUGCGGAAACUUUGAGAUGGCGGGACGUCAGGCUACAAGCGGCCAGUCAGAAGAUGAUGUCUUCCAAAUGGCAUACAAAAUGUUUAACCAGGAUCAGAAGACCAACUUCACCUUGGGGCAUGCGUGGAGGAUGUUGAGAAAUGAUCAGAAGUGGUGCUCUCUUUGUAAAGGGAAAGGCAAAGCGCUGAGUAAAAGAGCUCAGCCUGAAGCUACCGUAGCAGGCACUCAAAUGGAGGAGGAAGUGGAAGAGAGACCAAUCGGCGUGAAGGGAGCGAAGGCUGCAAAGUUGAAAGCGAACGAGAAGGGAACUAGAACAAGCGAAGACAAGGAGGCUGCUAUGAAUCGUCUCCAAAUCGUGGCUGCUUUAAGCGAGAAACAGUUUGCUAACAAUAACAUAUUAGCCAAUAAAAAACUACUUGAUAAUCUCUUAUGCAAAACUGAACCACUAGACGAAAUAGAGUUAGAGCUUAAGAGAAAGCUGAUUAGGCAGAUAUUGUAA